Molecule: messenger RNA, 624 nt
Organism: Mesorhabditis spiculigera
Lineage: Eukaryota; Metazoa; Nematoda; Chromadorea; Rhabditida; Rhabditidae
Source: the annotation of a GenBank genome assembly
AUGUUCAUUCUAUUGCUAAUUUUCGCUGUCAAUGUUGAUGCUGCAAUUGGGACAAAUGAGGAAAUAUUACCAGACCCAUGCGACUGCCGCGAUUGGUACGGUGCUUGCCGAACAAACGGCGAGCAGUGGACUGAUGAAAAUGUUUGGAUGUAUAUUUGCAAUUCUAAAACUGGAAAAGACGGAACAUUCGUUGGCUGUGAGGGAACGAUGGGUGAAAAAACGCACGCAAAGUCUAAUCAAACUGUCGCCGAAUUUUGGCAUGCAUGCGAUCAAGACAAUGUUCGCUUGAGAUACGAAGAAGGUUGCUAUUAUAAGAAUGAGACUCAGCAUGAUGUUUUGCUCAAAAUCGGGGAAACCGGAUAUAACGGGCUGAUUAAGCAUGUUUGUGAUCGUUUCGUAGACUAUCCUGGGAGGGUACAGUACUACGCCGAGGUUAGAGAUGAUGUCCCAGUGAAGCACCCGACAAAUAAAGGAAUUAAUAAAAACUUUCCGGAAGCGAGGAAUACUCAAAUUCAAGGAAAGGUAAACCGUUGGUUACACGAGAAUGCUGCUGAAUUUGUGGCCAAUGGUGACGAGUUCAAGGCCAAGAUUCGUUAUCUACCAGCGUCGCGGACAAGCUGGGGA